AUACACACAUCUAUACGGAAAAACACAGAGAGACAGCGAGAGAAAGAGAGAGAGAGAGAGAGAGAGAGAGAGAGAGAGAGAGAAUCUGUGUACGUCUACUUCCAUCUAAUACAUUCAUUCUUCAUGUGAUUACUUCCCCCAACCAAACCAAACCCUAACCCUAAUUCCAAUGGAUUCUCAAGCAAACAAUCUCUUCGAAACGGCGUCGCAGCCCGACACCGGCAACGACGCCUACACUUUCCUCGAAUUCAACACCCACGGCGACGACGACUUCGAUUACCCCGAUUUCCAACAGCUUUCUCAGCCAAUUCGCUCCUCAGCCUGGCCCACUCCUUCCGAUUCUGUCGCCGAUAAUAUUAAUUUAACCUCCGAUCACCACUCCGAUUCGUCUCCGAGUAAUAAGACUAGAAAUCAGUCUGCGGUGGAGGCUUUGGCUGCUGGAAUGAGUGGAUUGACUUUCGAAGAGACGGGAGACGAUGACGCUGCGUAUGACUUUGGGAAAGGGGCUUUUACGGAGCACGCGUGUCGCUAUUGUGGUGUGCAGAAUCCUGCCUGUGUUGUUAGGUGCAAUGUGCCUUCGUGUCGUAAAUGGUUUUGUAAUUCCAGAGGGAGUACGUCCGGUUCACAUAUUGUUAAUCAUUUGGUUCGGGCUAAACAUAAAGAAGUUUGUCUUCAUAAAGAUAGUCCCUUGGGAGAGACAAUAUUAGAGUGUUACAACUGUGGAUGCCGAAAUGUGUUUCUUCUGGGAUUCAUUUCUGCCAAGGCAGAGAGCGUUGUUGUUCUUCUUUGCAGGGAGCCUUGUCUGAGUGUGAAUGCAUUGAAGGACAUGAAUUGGGACCUCAGUCAAUGGUGUCCUCUCAUUGAUGACAGAUGUUUCUUGCAGUGGCUUGUCAAGGUCCCGUCUGAACAGGAGCAGUUGAGGGCACGGCAGAUCAGUGCUCAACAGAUUAAUAAGGUAGAAGAACUUUGGAAGUCCAAUCCUGAUGCUACACUAGAGGAUCUUGAGAAGCCUGGUGUGGAUGAUGAACCACAGCCUGUUGCUUUGAAGUAUGAAGAUGCAUAUCAGUAUCAAAAUGUGUUUGCACCUCUUAUCAAGCUUGAAGCGGAUUAUGAUAAAAUGAUGAAAGAAUCUCAAAGCAAAGACAAUCUUACUAUACGGUGGGAUAUUGGUCUAAACAAGAAACGGAUAGCAUAUUUUGUAUUUCCAAAGGAAGAUAAUGAAUUGCGCCUUGUUCCUGGUGAUGAGUUACGACUGCGUUAUUCAGGUGAUGCAGCUCACCCGGCUUGGCAAUCAGUGGGCCAUGUGGUAAAGUUAACAGCACAAGAGGAGGUGGCCCUUGAGCUUCGCGCAAGUCAGGGAGUUCCGGUUGAUGUGAACCAUGGUUUUAGUGUUGAUUUUGUGUGGAAGAGCACAAGUUUUGAUAGGAUGCAGGGUGCAAUGAAAACUUUUGCGGUGGAUGAAACAAGUGUUAGUGGGUACAUUUAUCAUCAUCUGUUGGGCCAUGAAGUUGAGGUUCAGAUGGUUCGUAAUGCCUUGCCUCGUCGGUUUGGUGCACCAGGCCUCCCUGAACUUAAUGCUUCUCAAGUCUUUGCUGUAAAAAGUGUACUUCAGAAGCCAAUAAGUUUGAUACAAGGUCCACCAGGCACUGGGAAAACUGUCACUUCUGCGGCAAUUGUAUAUCAUAUGGCCAAACAAGGACAAGGGCAGGUUUUAGUAUGUGCUCCAAGUAAUGUGGCUGUAGACCAACUGGCAGAAAAGAUUAGCGCCACUGGCUUGAAGGUUGUUAGGCUUUGUGCAAAGUCAAGGGAAGCUGUGAGCUCUCCUGUGGAACAUCUAACUCUUCAUUACCAGGUUAGGCAUCUUGAUACUUCUGAAAAGAGUGAACUCCACAAGUUACAACAAUUGAAAGAUGAACAAGGAGAACUGUCCAGUAGUGAUGAGAAGAAGUACAAGGCUCUGAAGCGGGCAACUGAAAGAGAAAUCUCUCAAAGUGCUGAUGUUAUAUGCUGUACCUGUGUUGGUGCGGGAGAUCCUCGAUUGGCAAAUUUUAGAUUCCGCCAGGUCCUUAUAGAUGAGUCAACUCAAUCAACUGAGCCAGAGUGUCUCAUUCCAUUGGUUCUUGGAGUGAAGCAGGUUGUUCUUGUUGGUGAUCAUUGCCAACUUGGGCCUGUCAUUAUGUGCAAAAAAGCAGCUCGUGCUGGACUAGCACAGUCUUUGUUCGAGCGUCUGGUGCUACUUGGUGUUAAACCAAUCAGAUUGCAGGUUCAGUAUAGGAUGCAUCCAUCACUUUCCGAAUUCCCGUCUAAUAGCUUCUAUGAGGGUACACUUCAAAAUGGGGUGACAAUAAAUGAAAGGCAAUCGACAGGCAUUGAUUUUCCUUGGCCUGUGCCAAAUCGGCCAAUGUUCUUCUAUGUGCAGAUGGGACAAGAGGAGAUAAGUGCUAGUGGGACAUCUUAUCUAAAUAGAACAGAAGCUGCAAAUGUUGAGAAAAUUGUAACCACUUUCUUGAAAAGUGGUGUAAUUCCUAGUCAGAUAGGGGUGAUAACACCGUAUGAAGGUCAGCGUGCAUAUAUUGUCAAUUAUAUGUCGAGAAAUGGUGCUUUGAGGCAACAACUAUACAAAGAAAUUGAGGUGGCAAGUGUAGAUUCUUUCCAAGGGAGGGAAAAAGAUUAUAUCAUAUUAUCGUGUGUGAGGAGUAACGAGCAUCAGGGUAUUGGAUUUCUUAAUGACCCAAGAAGACUGAAUGUUGCUCUCACUCGUGCUCGUUAUGGCAUUGUGAUCCUGGGUAAUCCAAAAGUUCUUAGCAAACAACCAUUGUGGAACGGCUUAUUAACACAUUAUAAGGAACAUGAGUGUUUGGUGGAAGGACCGUUAAAUAAUUUGAAACAGAGCAUGGUGCAGUUUCAAAAACCUAAAAAGAUCUACAAUGAUCGGCGACUUUUCUUUGGUGGUGGACCUGGAAUGGUGCCCAAUGAUAGUCUUGGGUCUGCAUCUUCAAGUGCAAAUGCUGAUAGGAGAAGUAGCCGUUCUAGGGGUUCUUUUAUGCCACCUGGUCCGCUCAAUGGUACACAUAAACCUGGAUUGCAUCCAGCUGCUUAUCCGAUGCCACGUGUCCCAAUUCCACCUUAUCAUGGUGCCCCACCGCAGCCAUAUGCUAUUCCUGCUCGCGGUGCUGUGCAUGGACCUGUUGGAGCUGUUCCUCAGCUGGGAAGUCGAGGGUUUGGUGCUGGACGUGGCAAUACCGGUGCACCCAUAGGUGGUCAUCUUCCACAACAGCAAGGCACCCAGCAACCAAUUGGAAGUGUUGGGUCUCACUAUAAUUAUUCUGCUCUGGAAAGUCCAAGUAGCCAGCCGUCUCCUGGUGGUCCAUUAUCACAACCCGGAUAUGUUUCUAAUACGAGCGUUCAACCAAACCAGUCAUUUCGAGAUGGGUUCUCUGUUGGUGGCAUGUCUCAGGAUUUCUUGGGAGAUGAUUUUAAAAGUCAGGGCUCACAUGUUCCAUAUAACGUUGCUGAUUUCUCCACUCAGGCUUCUCAAAGUGGAUAUACUGUGGAUUAUGUUACACAGGGAGCACAAGGUGGGUUCCCGAGUAGCUAUCUGAAUCAGAAUUCUCAAGCAGGAUAUUCUCGCUUUGGUUCAGGCAAUGAGUUCAUGUCUCAGGACUACAUGGGCCAUGGUUCACAAGGCCUUUUUACUCAGGUUGGAUUCAAUGAUCCUUCACAAGAUGAUACUCCACAGAGCCAUUUUGGCUUGGGCAAUGCUAGUCAGCUCCAAUCCCAGGCUUUGUUGAAUCCUCUUUAUUCUCAGCCUUUCACCAACUAUAAUACACAGCCACAUAACAUCCAAGCUUCACAACAGCAACAAGGCCAGCCAGGUCAAGGGCCCCAGAAUCAGAAGCUCCAUUAUAAUAGUUGAUUGCUUGGAGCUUCUGUCUUAUGAUGGUUUAUAAUGUUCGUCAGAAACAUAAAUUGUUCUGCCUGCUCUUAAUGCUGCCAUGGUCACAAAUAAAUGAAGUCAGGUUGUGAAAAUGGCACUAUGCCAGUCAUUCUGAAUUUCAGCAAUCAGAUGGAUUGAUCCGGACCAGGAUUUAUAAAAGCGUGGAUGGCACAUUAAGGGCUGAGGAAGAGGAUGAUAAAUCAUAUUCUUGAUGAAUAUUUAAACUUUUUGGAUGAUAAUGAGAGUUAUUUGACUGGAUAAAGCAUUACAUGUCAUGGCUUUGUAAGAAGGGAGGGUUGGUAAAGCACAGGAUCCUGGUUGGAUGACAAGGGAACUCAUUACUAUACAGAAGCAGCUACAAGUGUAAUUUUCUGUACAGGGGAGAUCAUUUAACCCUUCCGGCCUGACAUAUUAAUGAAGUUAUGAUGUAUAUUGUGUUUGGCGAGGUGUAUUGAUAAAUUGUGCAUUUGUCUGGGAUUGUUUAGGAAUAUUUAGGCAUGCUACAAAGUGUGUUUUCAGAGUUUACAUGUGUGCCUAUUAUUGGUUGCUAGUUGAGGUGGGUGAUAAGAUUUUUCUUCUGUUAUAUAUUAUUACUUUGGUUCUCAUGUGAUUUGAAUCUAUAAUAUAAUUUGUUUCAGUGGCA
Messenger RNA from Daucus carota subsp. sativus, 4580 nucleotides. RefSeq names its product regulator of nonsense transcripts 1 homolog. Bases 170 to 3916 code for a protein of 1248 amino acids. The record is from RefSeq and is a predicted model, not a curated record. The transcript is spliced from 29 exons. Gene Ontology annotation, cellular component: cytoplasm. Lineage: Eukaryota; Viridiplantae; Streptophyta; Magnoliopsida; Apiales; Apiaceae. Gene Ontology annotation, molecular function: hydrolase activity; RNA helicase activity; ATP binding. Gene Ontology annotation, biological process: nuclear-transcribed mRNA catabolic process, nonsense-mediated decay.